GAAAAUUAUAAUAUAAAAAACCGCGAUAAAAUCCGUAAAAUAAUUUUAUUUCAACAAAUAUAAAAUUGUUUUUAUAAGUGAUUGACGUCAUAGUUGCCAAUGAAAAACUGUUUACGGAACAUUCCUCACUUUAUUUUUUGUUUAUAUUUUUCUUAUGCGGGCACGCGAAAGUGACGCUACUGCACCUGAUAAGCGAAGUGAAGUUCAGAUAGAAUGUCAACUGACACUGGUGUCCGGCGUGUUUGAACGGGAUAUAACCAGGCUAAUCCUCCCUCCCCUCCUACCCCUUCCUUAUUCCUUCCCCCUCCCCUCCCCCUUUGGCCCCUGCUGUCGUUAAGCCGGGUGAGCCCAGUAUCCCAUUCGCGGGGCUCAUUCGGUGUUGACAGCAGGAGUCCAAAAAAAAAAAAAACCAGGCUAAUCCAAAAAUCGGCACACUAACAUAGGCAACCAUAGUUUCUAUAGGCACCCAGGCAGUCAUGAAGGUCUAUUAUAGGCCUAACUAGCCCCUAGUGCCUGAGACUAAGUACUACUUACUCAAAAUCUAUGUUCAAUUCAUUUUCGUUGUAGAAUAUCCCGCAGCCUUGGCAAAUGUCAAGCAAUAAAAAAAAUAUUUUUAUAAAUUAUUAGCUUAAGAGAUUGCUCUCGAUCUUAUAAAAACUAGUUUCGAAUUGCAAUUUUCCAUUAUACGCGCGAAUUUUGUUGUGUUCGUGCAUAAUGUUUAUUAUUUUGUGUUGUAUUCUGUGUGUUCUAUCAACGUAUUUGUUAUUAAGGAAACGUCCAAAAUCAAUAUGUGAUCCCCCAUACCACUCGGGCGCUUUUCCAGUGAUUGGACAUGUUAAAAUGAUCGCCAUAAGUAGCACAGGGUUAUGGAAUGUACUGAAAGAUGUGUCACAAGAGUGCCACGAAGUCGAAGGUAUUGUGAAGGUGAAAAUGGGACCUUUGACUGCUUAUUUUCUGACGGAUCCAGACGACUGUACCAUGGCUUUGAAUGCGUGUAAUCAAAAACAUUACCUGAAUUCGUUCGCGAAGCCCUGGCUUGGCAGUGGCCUGUUGAUUGCACCUGUCGAGGUAUGGAAAGUUCAUCGCAAACUGCUGAACCCGAUCAUCAACCAGCAAGUCGUUAACAAGUUCAUCGGGGUGUUCAACAAGCAAGCCAGGAAACUGGCGGCCACUUUCGAUGCACAAGUUGGAAAAGGGCGUUUUGACCAUGAAAAACUUUUACUUAUUUCAAGCUUGGAAACUAUAUGUCAAACUGCUCUAGGAAUCGACGUCUGUGAUAAAAGCAAAGAUAAUGUGGAAUAUUUGAACGCUAUUGAUGAUCUGUUAAUCAUCUUCGUAAAGAGAUUCUCAAAGCUGUGGCUUCAUAGCAAAUACAUUUACAACAUGACCAGCCUGAAGAGGCAGCAAGAUAAGCUGUUGAAGAUUAUUCACAAUAUGUCUAAUACGGUUUUACAAGCAUAUAAAGCAAAAUUAGCAGCUGAAAAUGCAUACGCUACCAAUACUGAUGAAUCGUCAGAUGAAUUCAGACCGUUCGUCGACCACAUACUGAAAUUAUCAAUGGAAAAAGGAUCACUGACUGACGCCGAAAUUGUGGAUGAAUUGAACACUCUGAUAAUCACGGGCUAUGAUACGGUAGCUGAUACACUUUGCCACACGCUAAUGUUACUUGGCUCCUAUGCAGAGGUUCAGGAACGAGCGUACAAAGAGAUACAAGAUGUAUUUGGGAAUGAUUUCGAUAGAGAUGUAGAUAAACUGGACUUAUCAAAAUUAGUAUAUUUGGAAGCUGUAAUAAAAGAAUCAUUGAGGUAUAUUCCGACCGUACCGGUAGUCGCUAGAUAUACCGAAACUGAUAUUACACUAAAGAAAUACACAAUACCAGCCAAUAGCACUUUCUACGUGCUGGUGUGUGGCCUCCACUCGAACUCUGUGUGGGGCGUGGAUGCAGACAAGUUCAGACCAGAGAGAUGGCUCAACCGUGCCACGCUACCGCAGAACCCCAACGCUUUCGGAGUCUUUGGGAUUGGCAGACGAUCGUGUAUUGGUAAAAACUACGCUAUGAUGUCAAUGAAAACUACCAUUACUCACAUCCUGCGACGAUACAAAAUUACAUCGGACAUUAGCAAACUAGUUCUCAAGAUGGAAGCUCUGUUGAAGCCAGCAUCUGGACAACACAUAAGCUUAGAAAGGCGAAAAUAAAUUAUAAUUUUAUUUUAAAUAUCCGUUUACAUAAUUUUCCACAAACUAACUUUAAAACUCCUUGGUGAAAGAUUUGUCAUGGAAAAGAAACAAUUCCUUUACAUUUAUCAUUAUGACUCGGACUAUGCAUAAUCAAGUUGUAAUGUUGUAAAUAAAUUUCGUUCUGAGGAUUUCGUCACUCUUCAGGGGCAUUAUUCUCUAUCCCGCACGUUAUUUUAACCGUGCGUUACAAGCAUAACACAACGCAUCAUGUUUAGGACUAUAGAAAUUUGGCUUACAGAAUACCAUUCCACGCACAUUUCUCGAAGAUAACAUGACACGGCCGCGUUACGCGUUUACACUAUCAUACAGAAUAAGGGCCCAGGGCGUCUACUCGCGAAAUCGAUAUUCGAUAUAUCGUGACAUUUGUCGUGUCGAAGCCUACUCUGUGACAUCGUUUUUAGUAUCGUAACGAUCAUCAAACGAACGAAAGAGAUUCGACAUUAUCGAAUUUAAACCUACUCUUAAUGGUAACUGUCAGUGACGAAGAUUUGCAUUUCACAUCAUCGCAUCUGUCAUAUUUACGAUAUUUUUAUUCUCUUUGUUUACGAUAAGCACAAUGAGACCUCUUACGCCGUCGUCGGCAUUAUCGUAGCGUAAUGUAUUUAAGAUUGUGGAAUUAAUAACUGGUAAUUGGGUAUUUACGAUCAGUUCUAAUGCAAUUGCGAGGAUUUUUAUUCACCUUAGAAGCCCACGGGGACGGAAAUAUGGCCCGUCGCAAAAGGAAGCAGCAAAUAUGAGAACAUUUCAAUU
This is a messenger RNA of Manduca sexta (tobacco hornworm), 2988 nucleotides long. Its product is annotated as cytochrome P450 4C1-like. Lineage: Eukaryota; Metazoa; Arthropoda; Insecta; Lepidoptera; Sphingidae. The transcript is spliced from 10 exons. Bases 715 to 2196 code for a protein of 493 amino acids. The record is from RefSeq and is a predicted model, not a curated record. Gene Ontology annotation, molecular function: heme binding; monooxygenase activity; oxidoreductase activity, acting on paired donors, with incorporation or reduction of molecular oxygen.